AUGGCUCAGCAACCAACAGACAAUGUCAUUCGAAGGAAACUGGUUAUAAUUGGUGACGGUGCAUGUGGUAAAACGAGUCUGCUCAGUGUCUUCACUCUUGGAUAUUUCCCAACGCAUUAUGUGCCGACGGUAUUUGAAAACUACGUCACCGACUGCAGAGUAGAUGGACGUUCCGUACAGCUGGCACUGUGGGAUACAGCGGGCCAAGAAGAUUACGAGCGACUGCGACCUUUAGCAUAUUCCAAGGCACACGUGUUGCUGAUAGGCUUCGCUGUCGACACACCGGACUCGUUGGACAAUGUCAAGACCAAGUGGAUCGAGGAAGCGAACGAGCGUUGUCCCGGUAUACCGAUCAUUUUGGUCGGACUGAAGAAAGAUCUCCGAGACGAUCCCGUGGCAGUCGAAGAAAUGCGCAAGAAAUCGCUGCGAUUCCUGUCGUCGAAAGAAGGAAGCGACGCCGCCGCUCAGAUCGGAGCUCGAAAAUACCUCGAAUGUUCAUCGUUAACAGGAGAGGGCGUGGACGACGUGUUUGAAGCAGCAACCCGGGCGGCACUUCUCACAUUUGAGAACCAAAGGAACUCUUGCUGUGUGAUUUUAUGA
Messenger RNA from Talaromyces rugulosus, 600 nucleotides. RefSeq lists its product as uncharacterized. The transcript is spliced from 5 exons. Lineage: Eukaryota; Fungi; Ascomycota; Eurotiomycetes; Eurotiales; Trichocomaceae. Bases 1 to 600 code for a protein of 199 amino acids. The record is from RefSeq and is a predicted model, not a curated record. Gene Ontology annotation, molecular function: GTPase activity; GTP binding. Gene Ontology annotation, biological process: small GTPase-mediated signal transduction.